This is a messenger RNA of Volvox carteri f. nagariensis, 2991 nucleotides long. RefSeq lists its product as uncharacterized. Gene Ontology annotation, biological process: monoatomic cation transport; copper ion homeostasis. The transcript is spliced from 15 exons. Gene Ontology annotation, molecular function: copper ion binding; P-type divalent copper transporter activity; ATP binding. Gene Ontology annotation, cellular component: membrane. The coding region runs from base 1 to 2991 and encodes 996 amino acids. The record is from RefSeq and is a predicted model, not a curated record. Lineage: Eukaryota; Viridiplantae; Chlorophyta; Chlorophyceae; Chlamydomonadales; Volvocaceae.
AUGCCCCCGGAGGUUCCGGGAUCGAGACCUGUCAGGGUCGAAAAUCCUUCCGAUGGUGGAAGAACCUUACAGCUAACUCCUGACCGCCUGCUUCUGCCAGGUUCGGUGGCAUCACGGGCCACAGCCACCAACACCUCCACCACCACCAAGACCGGUAGCGGUGAUGUCCCGGUUGGCGCCGCCGCGGUGCCGAACACCUCCUUGCCAAUUGCGGAGACGGUGCUGCUGGAGGUCGGCGGCAUGAAGUGCGGGGGUUGCUCCGCUGCUGUCAAGCGCAUGCUGAUGACCCGGCCGGAGGUGGAGGGGGCGGCAGUGAACCUGCUCACGGAGACGGCGGCGGUGAAGGUCAGGGGUUCUGCUGCGGAGCUGGGUCCCUCCCUGGCGUCCUUUAUAACGGCGCGGGGCUUCCCCUCGCGGCUUCGGAGCGGCGCCGGUGACGACGGAGAGGGAGAGGAUGGGAACCCCUUGAGCGCCGCCGCCACUGACGAAGCGGAUCGGAAGCGACAGGCCGAGGCCCGGCGCAGUCUGAUGGAUCUGGGUAUCGCCUGGCUGCUGGUGGGCGCGUGUUGCGCGCAUCAUGCAGGCCACCUGCUGCAUGCACUGGGCUACCAUGAGGUGGCGCAUGCCCCCCUGCUGGCGGCACUGGCCGACCCGCGGGUCAGCGGGGCACUGGGGGCCUUUGCGCUGCUGGGUCCUGGAAGGAGACUUCUCAUUAGCGGCUUCCGGGCCUUAUGGUCCGGUAACCCCAAUAUGGAGAGCCUGGUGGCGGUGGGCUCCACCGCCUCCUUCGCGGUGGGGCUGGCGGCCGCAGCGGGGAGCAUGUUGAGGCAUGUGGUCACCCCGGCAGUGGCAGGGGCAGGUGGAGUAGGAGUAGGAGGAGUAGGGGGAGCUGCGGCUGCCGCUUCUCCUGCGCUGUUGGCUCUGAGUCAGGGUGUGGGGGCCCUGGAUGCGUCCUUCCUGGAGGAGCCGGUGAUGCUGUUGGCGUUCGUGUUGCUGGGGAGGGCGCUGGAGGCCCGGGCGAAGGUCCAAGCCGCGGCCGACCUGCGCUCCCUAGCUCGCCUCAUACCCGCCACUGCCCGGCUAGUGCUGGAUCCAGGUGCCGUACCAACAGGGGGUACGGCAGGUGGCGGUACGGCAGUGGAGUACGUGGAGGUUCCCACCCGGAAUAUCAGGGCGGGGGAUAUACUGCGGGUUUUGCCAGGUGAGAAGGUUCCGGUGGACGGUGUGGUGCUGGAGGGGGAGUGCUGCUGCGACGAGUCGCUGCUCACAGGGGAGUCAGCGCUGGUCAACAAAGGACCGGGAAACAGGCUGGUGGGCGGUACGGUGGCGUACGAAGGUGCCGUACGGAUGCGGGCUACGGCAACGGGGGCAAAAUCCACCCUGGCAGGCAUUGCUCGGCUGGUUUCUGACGCCCAAGCUCGGGAGGCUCCCGUACAGCGGCUGGCGGAUGCAGUGGCGGGGAGGUUCUGCUACGGCGUCAUGGCGGCGGCCGCCGCCACGUUUGUGUUUUGGAUAACUGCGGGCCCCGCCCUUUUCCCCGGAGUGGUCGGGGAUCCGGAGCUGGCGGGAAGCGGUUGGGCAGCGGUUGAGGCGUCGUACCACAGCCACGGUGUCGGCGGCUGGGGCGGCGGCGCCGCCGCGGCGGCGUACGACGACGACGCGCUCCUGUCGUCAUCGGCGCCGCCGCUGCUGCUGCUGGCGUUACGACUUGCAGUUGAUGUGUUGGUAGUGGCAUGCCCGUGUGCUCUGGGGUUGGCCACCCCCACUGCCGUACUCGUGGCGUCGUCCCUGGGGGCUCGGAAGGGCCUGUUGGUUCGUGGAGGUGACGUACUUGAGCGGUUGGCGGCCGUUGACACUGUCGUACUUGAUAAAACGGGCACACUAACCGAAGGCAAGCUCCGAGUACUAGGAGUGCAGGUGGCCGCAUUGCCGGCGCUGGUAGAUGUGUUUCAGACUGAGCGGGAGAAGGAAAGCGCAACAACAACAACAACAGCAGCCAGCAGCAGCGGUGGCUGUGGCGAGGAAGAGGCAGUGCUGCGCCUGGCCGCGGCGGUGGAGGCCGCAACGCGCCAUCCACUUGCGGAUGCCGUACUGGCGGAGGCGCGGAGGCGCGGCCUGGGGACGCCGCCGAUGGUGGAGGCGGCGGCGACGGCGGCGGGACGCGGCGUACGUGCGAGGGUGGAUGGGCGGUGGGUGGCGGUGGGCCGUCGUGAAUGGGUGCUCGAGGCCGUCAGCGGCGGUCGGGCCGACGCCGCAGCGGCGGCGGCGGAGCCGACGCUGACGGCACCGCCGCCGGAGGCAGCGGCGGCCGGUGCUACCUCCGUCUGGGUGGCGUUGGAGGGUCGAGGUGUCGUGGGUCGCAUUUGGCUGCGAGAUACGUUGCGGCCUGAUGCCGUGUCGACGGUGGCGGCGUUGACGGCGGCGGGCAAACGCGUGUACGUCAUGUCUGGCGACGACCCCGUGACAGUUGCGGCGGUGGCGGCGGCGGCGGGUGUGGCGCCGGCGGCGGCGGCGGGGGCCCUGUCACCGGAACAGAAGCUGGAGGCGGUCGGGCGGUUGCAGGCGGAGGGGCGGGUUGUCGCGAUGGUGGGCGACGGCAUCAACGACGCUCCGGCGCUCGCGGCUUCAGAUGUGGGGGUGGCGCUCAAGGGCGGUCUGGAUGCGGCUGGAGAGGCCAGCGGGGUCGUGCUGAUGGGGGACAAGCUGAGUCAGAUCCUGGAUGCCCUGGAACUUGGAUCCGCAACUUUGAACAAGAUCCGUCAGAACCUGGCCUGGGCGCUGCUGUACAACGUGGUGGGGAUUCCGCUGGCAGCAGGAGCGCUACUGCCGUCUUUUGGGUUAUCCCUGAACCCCUCUGCUGCCGCCGCCAUGAUGGCGUUCAGCUCUCUGGCUGUAGUCAGUAACAGCCUGCUGCUGCGGUCCGGGAGGACGGUGGCGGCGGAGCAGUCGCCAUCUCCAUCGGCGACGGCGGCGGCUUCGCUUGUCAAAUGA